Molecule: messenger RNA, 753 nt
Organism: Notothenia coriiceps (black rockcod)
Lineage: Eukaryota; Metazoa; Chordata; Actinopteri; Perciformes; Nototheniidae
Product: acidic amino acid decarboxylase GADL1-like
Exons: 6
Biological process (GO): taurine biosynthetic process; carboxylic acid metabolic process
Cellular component (GO): cytoplasm
Molecular function (GO): pyridoxal phosphate binding; sulfinoalanine decarboxylase activity
Source: RefSeq, a predicted model, not a curated record
CCGUUACCGCAGUCUGCCUUGUCAGCAAGCAAAGGGGUAGAGAUUCACCAACUUGGAAAGUGUGGAAAUGGGAAACAUGUUUCCACUCUCAUCCGAUGGCCAGGAUCCAGCUGAACUCCCUGACCUGAAUGAUCCUCUCAUCGACCAUUCAGAGGGCCAACUCUUUUUGAAUGAAGCCUUCAAAAUCAUUGUCGAGGAGGUUCUCUGCAAGGGAACAGACGUCAAGCAGAAGGUCUGUGAGUGGAGAGAGCCCGAACAGCUGGCUCUGCUGCUGGAUUUGGAGCUCAGGGCGGCGGGGGAGCCACAGCAGAGGCUCCUACAGAGAGUACAAGAUGUGGCCAAGUACAGCAUCAAGACAAGUCACCCACGUUUCUUUAAUCAGCUGUUUGCAGGAGUGGACUAUCAUGCCCUGGCUGGACGGUUCCUCAGUGAGGCUCUCAACACUAACCUCUAUACCUAUGAGGUGGCCCCGGUGUUUGUGCUGAUCGAGACUGAGGUUUUAAGAUCACUGCGGCAGCUGGUUGGCUGGACAGAAGGUGAUGGUAUCUUCUGCCCUGGGGGGUCUACCUCUAACAUGUUUGCCAUGAACAUCGCACGCUACCGACUUUUCCCAGAGGUCAAAAGCCAGGGUCUGUGGGCCGUCCCACGGCUUACCAUCUUUACCUCUGCUGAGAGCCAUUACUCAGUGAAGAAAGGAGCUGCCUAUCUGGGCAUUGGGACAGAUAAUAUCAUCGUGGUGAAAGUGGAUGAAGG